This is a messenger RNA of Chlorella variabilis, 2790 nucleotides long. RefSeq lists its product as hypothetical. The coding region runs from base 1 to 2790 and encodes 929 amino acids. The record is from RefSeq and is a predicted model, not a curated record. NCBI's taxonomy places the organism in Eukaryota, Viridiplantae, Chlorophyta, Trebouxiophyceae, Chlorellales, Chlorellaceae. Gene Ontology annotation, cellular component: nuclear envelope; cytosol. Gene Ontology annotation, molecular function: small GTPase binding. The transcript has 26 exons. Gene Ontology annotation, biological process: protein import into nucleus.
AUGUACAACCCCAUACCCAGCCUCAUCGCGGCCCUCGGGGCCUGCACCAGCCCUGACCCCGCUUUGCGCAAGGCGGGGGAGGAGGCACUGAACCAGAGCAAGCAUGCUCGGGGGCAGGUGGUCAACCUGCUGCGGGUGUCGCUGGAGGAGGGGUGCGACCCAGCGGUGCGACAAGUGGCCGCCAUCUCCUUCAAAAACCUGGUCAAGCGAGACUGGGAGGCAGAGGGUGAGGCGCUGGCCUGCAUGCAGCUGCUGGGUGCUGCCGAGGCUCACCUGGCAGGCGUGAGGGAGCGCGCAUCCGCGCUGCCGAGCAGUGCCGAGGGCAAGGCCAGCCCCCUUGCCGAGGAGGACAAGGCCGCGGUGCGGGGUGUGAUGGUGGAGGGUGUGACGCGGGCGCCGCACGCAGUGCGGGUACAGCUGGCCGAGUGCGUGCGCAGCCUGGUGUACUCAGACUACCCGCAGCACUGGCCCGACCUGCUGCCGCAGGACCAGGCGCGGGUGAGCGGCGCGCUGUGCGUGCUGCGCUUCCUGGCCCGCAAGUACGAAUUCCGCGACGAGGAAGAGCGGGCGCCGCUGGAGGCAGUGGUCAAUGCCACCUUCCCUUCCCUGCUGCACAUCUUCCAGAUGCUGCUGGCCAUGGACUCCUCCUCCCCAGAGCUCGCCGAGCUGCUCAAGCUGGUCUGCAAGACCUUCUGGUCUGCCACCUACAUGUCCAUCCCCGCCGUCCUCAACCAGCCCGAGCAGUUCAGCGGCUGGAUGAGCUGCUUCCACGGCCUCAUGACCAAGCCACUGCCGCUGGACCAGCUGCCCGCCGACCCCGACGCUCGCAAGGGGUGGCAGUGGAACAAGGCCAAGAAGUGGGUCAUGCACAUCGCCUCGCGCCUGUUCAACAGGUACGGCGACCCCAAGCUGUGCAGCGAGAAGGAGGAUGUGGCCUUUGCACAGCGCUUCCAGAAGGAGUGCUCCCUCACCUUUUUGCAAGCCGCGCUGGCGCAGCUGGCGGUACUGGCGCAGGGCGGCUACCAGUCCCCCCGCGUCAUCAACCUGCUGCUGUCAUACAUCACGCAGGCUCUGGCCUACAGCCACACGUGGAAGGCGCUGAAGCCGUAUGUGGAGCAGAUGCUGCUGCACGUGGUGUUCCCGCUGCUGUGCUUUGACGACGAGGAUGCGGAGCUGUGGGAGGAUGACCCGCAGGAGUACAUACGCAAGGGCUACGACAUCAUGGAGGACAUCUACUCCACCAAGACCGCUGCCAUGAACUUCCUGCACGAGCUCUGCAAGGCGCGCGCCAAGGGCAACCUGGACAUGCUGAUGGCGCACCUUGUAGGGGUGCUGAAUGAGUACCAGGCGGCGCACCCGGGCGCCCCCGUGGCGCUGGCCCGCAAGAUGGACGGCGCGCUGCUGGCCAUCGGCACGCUGUCAGACGUGCUCAAGGACAAGAAGCCGUACAGCGGGCAGCUGGAGCCGAUGCUGGUGCAGCACGUGGUACCGCUCUUUGAGUCGCCGCACGGCCACCUGAGGGCCAAGGCGUGCUGGCUGGCUGGUCAUUACGCCGACAUCGAGUUCCAGGAUGGGCAGGGGCAGGGGCCCACCUUUGCCGCCCUGCUGCAGCGAGUGAUGGAGGACAUCCUGUGGCCCAUCCUGGACCGCUACACGUCCAGCGAGGGGCAGGACAUCUUUGAGGAGGUGAUGCAGCUGGCCACCUACCUCACCUACUUCCCCCCAACCAUCUCCCCCCGCAUGUGGACCCUCUACCCGCGCAUGCUCCAGUGCGUGGGUGACUGGGCCAUCGACUACUUUGAGGAGGUGCUGCUGCCGCUGGACAACUUCAUCAGCAAGGGCACCGAGGUCUUCCUCACCAGCCAGACCCCCAACUACCUUGCGCUCACAAACCAGACCCUGGAGCUGGUACUGUGCGGGGACGGGUAUCCCGAGGACCAGGUGGUGUGCGCUCCCCGCCUGAUGGGCGUGAUACUGCAGCACUGCAGGGGGCGCGUGGACCAGUGCCUGGGCCCCUACUUGUCGCUGGCGCUGCGGCGGCUGGCCCCCGGGGUGGAGUCUCAGGACUUGGGCGACGCGCUGAUGUGCGUGCUGGGCGAUGCGCUGCACUACGACGCGGCGCUGGCGCUGGGGGCGCUACAGGCGCAGGGGGCGCUGCAGCAGGCGCUGGGCGCGCUCAGCACCACCAUCUUCGCCAGCAAGAAGUCGGGCAAGAUGAAGCACUACACCUCCCCCCGCGAGAAGAAGGUGGUCACCCUUGGCCUCAUCUCGCUCAUCGCCCUGCCCGACGCCCAGCUGCCGCCAGAGGUCAAGCCGGGCAUGCCGCAGGUCACCUCGGCCAUCCUGCGCCUGCUGCUGGCGCUGAAGCAGCAGCAGGAGGAGCACAAGAGGCGCGGCAGCGAGGCGGGCAGCGGCAACGAGUCGGACUUGGAAGAUGAGUCGGAGGAGGAGGAGGAGGAGGAGGAGGAGCUGAGCGACGAGGACGACGAGGUGGACGAUGCAUACCUCAAGCGGCUACAGCGCAUGGCGGCCAAGCGGGCGGGAGCAGAGGACGAGGACGACGACGACGACGACGACGAUGACGAGUACUACAGCGAGGACGAGGUGGAGGAGACGCUGCAUGGCAUCCAGCACGCCGACCCGCCGCGCUUUGCGGCGCUGGUGGGCGGGCUGGAGGCCAACGUUCAGGCGGCGGUACAGGGCAUGAUGCAGUACGCGGCGCAGCUCAAGGAGGAGCAGCUGCAGGCGGCGGCGGCGGCGGCCAACGGCCACGCGGUGCCGCCGGCAUGA